Molecule: messenger RNA, 282 nt
Organism: Otolemur garnettii (small-eared galago)
Lineage: Eukaryota; Metazoa; Chordata; Mammalia; Primates; Galagidae
Product: mammaglobin-B-like
Exons: 3
Coding region: 1-282 (93 amino acids)
Biological process (GO): androgen receptor signaling pathway
Source: RefSeq, a predicted model, not a curated record
AUGAAGCUGCUGACUGUCUUCCUACUGGCUGCUCUCCCCUUCUGCUGCUCUGCAGGUUCUGGCUGCCAACUUCUUGAGGAUUUAGUUAAGAAGACACUAGAUCUAGAUGUGUCUGUACCUGACUACAAAAAUGCGAUGCAGGACUUUACCGACGGUGAAAAGGACAAAAAUGCUGUUGAGGAAUUUAAACAAUGUUUUCUCAGCCAGUCAAAAGAAACUCUGACAAAUUUUGGAAACAUGAUGCAAAUCAUGUACAACAGCAAAUUCUGUUUCAACUUUUAA